Molecule: messenger RNA, 1299 nt
Organism: Myiozetetes cayanensis
Lineage: Eukaryota; Metazoa; Chordata; Aves; Passeriformes; Tyrannidae
Gene: MPDU1
Product: mannose-P-dolichol utilization defect 1
Exons: 7
Coding region: 30-752 (240 amino acids)
Biological process (GO): oligosaccharide biosynthetic process
Source: RefSeq, a predicted model, not a curated record
UCGCCCUUCCCUGGAGCGGGGGAUCCGCCAUGGAGCCGCUGCGGCCGCUGCUCGUCCCGUUCCUGCUGCCCGAGCGCUGCUUCGACGAGUUCUUUUUGCGCUUCCACCUCCUCAACGUCCCGUGUCUGAAAAUCCUCCUGAGCAAAGGGCUGGGCUACGGCAUCGUGGCGGGAUCCGUCCUGGUGAAGGUGCCGCAGGUGCUGAAGGUUUGGGGGUCCCGCAGCGGGGGGGGGCUCAGUCUCCCCGCGGUGCUGCUCGAGCUGCUGGCCCUGGGGGGCUCUGCGAGCUACGGCUGCGCCCGAGGCUUCCCCUUCAGCGCGUGGGGGGAGUCCCUGUUCCUGCUGCUGCAGACCCUCACCCUGCUCUUCCUCAUCGAGCACUUCGGGGGCCGCACGGCCCGAGGGCUGCUGCUGGUGGUGGGAUUUGGGGCGUUCCUGGGGGUCCUCGUGUCCCCCCUGACCCCCCUGGGCGUCGUCACCCUCCUGCAGGGGCUCAACCUGCCCAUCAUCGUCCUCAGCAGGCUCCUGCAGGCCGUGACCAACCACAGGCAGGGCCACACGGGGCAGCUCUCGGGGGUCACCACGGGGCUCCUCUUUGGGGGGGCCCUGGCCCGGAUCUUCACCUCCCUCACGGUGAGCGGGGAUCUGCUCCUGGCCACGACUUUUGGGGUCUCAGCCGCCUGCAACGGGGUCCUGCUGGCCCAGGUGCUCCUUCUGGGGGGGCCCCGGGACCCCCACCCCAAAAAGGAGUGAAGGACCCCCCACUCUGGGACCUCCCAACCCCCUCAAAGACACACAAAACUCCUCUAAAAAAUGCAAUAAAAGGGGGGGUUUGGGGGUGACCCCUCAGAUUUGGGACCCCCAAAAUCUCCCCCCGAAUCGUGGGAAACCCCCCAAAAUUGUGGAGACCCCCAGAAUCUCUCACAAGGAAACACCCAAAUCCUCCCCAAACCACCCCAAAACUGCAGUAAAUGAGGGGUUAAAGGGGGUUUUGGGGUGACCCCCCCAAGCUCUGGGACCCCCCCAAACUUCCCCGGGACCACCUGGCGGGACCCCAAAACCCCCAAAUUCCCCCAAAACCUCAACACAGGGGGGUUAAAGGUGGGUUUGGGGGGAGGGGGGGGACCCCAAAACUCCUCUUGGACCCCCCCCCAGAUCUCAGGGACCCCCCAAACCACCGGCCCUGAUCCCCCAAAUUCCAUGGACCAAGGUGGGGGAAGGGCUGGAAACACCCCCCCAAUAAAUUUGGGGACCCCCCCCCAAUAAAGGGGUUUGGCCCCCACCGUGUUUGUGUCGUCAA